Drosophila ficusphila is the source of this 2079-nucleotide messenger RNA. RefSeq lists its product as uncharacterized. The transcript is spliced from 4 exons. The record is from RefSeq and is a predicted model, not a curated record. Gene Ontology annotation, cellular component: chromosome. Lineage: Eukaryota; Metazoa; Arthropoda; Insecta; Diptera; Drosophilidae. Gene Ontology annotation, biological process: regulation of transcription by RNA polymerase II. Gene Ontology annotation, molecular function: chromatin insulator sequence binding. The coding region runs from base 273 to 1994 and encodes 573 amino acids.
AUAAUCAACAAAUUUAACCAAACAACUUCAAGUAUAGUAACAAAUUAUUAUUAGUUUCUUGCUCAGUCUUGGGCCACAAUUUUUUCUGUGACGCCGUUGCGAUCUUUUACUGCGCGCGCAGUGUUGAAAAGUGUUUUUGAAAUAUUAACGCUUUGUUUUUUCUGGUACAGCGUCGGUUUUCAGCUGCUCUUUUUCUCAAUUUGUUUAACAAUUACCAUUUUUUUUUGUAAUAAAACCCCGUGUGGCCAAUUGGGCAAACCAUCUAAAUAAACAUGGACGAAUCGCGCAGAUCGAUGGCAGGAAAGAUGGAUUCUCGCCAGCUAUCGAUGGCGACCAACGACGAGAGCGUUAGCAUGUACCUAUCCUUUGACGCAGACGACACUUUAUCCGGCGGAAGUAAGUGGCAAUCGGCACUCGUCACCCAGAAUAGUCAGUACUUGGAAGUGCACUCCAGCAAGAUGGAGGGUAACUUUGAUGACAAGGACCUCAGGCGUACCGUCCUGAAGGAUCUGCAGCAGUUGGCUAUCAGUGAACCGGACCAGAGUUCGCCACUUCGCCCAUUUGACAAGAGCGUUUUAAAUUUGCACAACGCCUUGUGCUCCACACCCUCCAAGGACAACACACAGGCAGAACCGCUAGCUCAGAUUAUAGCCAUGAACCUGUCAAGUGUGGAUGACAAGGAAAACACCCAACCUGACGGGGAUAAUCAUGCUGGUGGCGAAAACUCUACGCUGUCCAGUUCCGUGGACUUGACCGCCAACACGGUAAAAGCCAAUACCUUGAAGACUGCUGAUGUCACCGUAGACGAGGAAUCCUUGCAGGAGCCCGUUAAGACUCCAGCUCCAAGUCAGGUCUAUCCGUUGAGUGCCAAUGUGGUGCUAGAAAACAUCACAGAAGUUUCGAACGAAGGCGUUUCCAUGCUUGCCUCGCCUCCAGCAGAAAAGGAGAUCGUCCAGGUCAACGAAGUGGUGAACGAAGUUUCUGAGCUGAUUGCAAAAGCCCUAAAGAUAUCUCAAGACUCCGUCAAGCCAUCAGCCUCUGUAAAGCCGUCGUCCUCCAAUUUAAAGGUGGAAGUGGGCAAAAAGAGACCGAGCCUUUUGGGAGCUUUGCCACGCCCAAGGCGCUCGUAUCAGCCGAUCACCAGUACUGAGACACGCAACUACUCCAUCAUGCAACGCAUGUCGGUGGUGGUAAAGACCACGCUCAAUAGUCCAGCUCGGAAAAUGGGUACGGGCGGAGGUGUGGCUGCUAGCCGCCGUAGUUUCUUGCCCGUUUCCAAAUCGGUUAAGAAUACCAAUCGCAAGAGCCUCGCUGUGGCUAGUUUCCGUACGCCAACAAAAACCAUUCAGAAACCGGCUGUUCUACCAGCGAAGGAGAUUUCUGAAAAUGUAUUUAAAUGCAAGAUUUGCGGGCAGACCUUUCGCUUGAAGUGUCUGCUAACAACGCAUGUGCGCAUGCACGAUUUGGUGGAAAAUGGUCCCAAGACCCUUAAGCGUCUGCACGUCAAUCCGGCUGGAGCUGGAAGCUCGAAGAAUCGCUGCAAGUUCUGCGACAAGAACUUCGCCCUGGAGCGUGCUCUGCACAUUCAUUUGAUGCAAAACUGCACCAAGAUUCCGCCAACCGAAAAGCGCAAGCUGCAGUUUACCGAACUGAACCACGAGAAGAAGGCCCAGCUGCCCAAGAUCGGUGUAGUUCCUUCCAGCGCGGUAGCCGCACGACUGACUUUGCCUCAGAAGAGUGGGAUUCAAGCGAUCUCUACUCCGGGAACCGCCUCUACGAAUGUGGCCCAGUCCAUGGUCCCGCCGUCCGUAAAGAAGGUUCUCAAGAACGUGGCGCAUGCCGGCGUCUUUCGUACUCCCACCAAGACUGUGCCGUGCCACAUCUGCAAGCAAUCCUUUAAAAGUAUACUCGAGUUCACCAACCACAGCCUGACCGUUCACGUGAAGAAGCAGCUAAACGAGGACGAAAUGGGUGCACAGAGUGUCAAAGAUUAAAUCAAACGAUUGGUGUAUAGCCUAGUCUAGGUAUAAGUCAAAUGUACUUUAAUCUCUCCAGUUUAAAUGCACAUUAAACUAAUCA